This is a messenger RNA of Alternaria incomplexa, 4200 nucleotides long. RefSeq lists its product as uncharacterized. Gene Ontology annotation, biological process: telomere maintenance. NCBI's taxonomy places the organism in Eukaryota, Fungi, Ascomycota, Dothideomycetes, Pleosporales, Pleosporaceae. Gene Ontology annotation, molecular function: DNA binding. The transcript is spliced from 2 exons. Bases 1 to 4200 code for a protein of 1399 amino acids. Gene Ontology annotation, cellular component: chromosome, telomeric region. The record is from RefSeq and is a predicted model, not a curated record.
AUGGAUUACACACAUAUCGCAGAGCUCAGUCCAGAGCUGGCCGCGAUCGAAUCGAAGCAGUUCCGAGCGACCGUCACGUUAAUAUGGCCGUAUUCAUCAUCGACGCGACAAUUUGCCCUGCUACUCGCUGAGCCCGAACUGCGACUACGGCGCAAGAAUGGACAAGUCAGAGCGCGCUUCUCUGGCGCCAGCGCGAAGGCCAUUGCGACAGCAGGCGUGGGCAUUGGCGAUGAGGUGGUUCUGAGCCUGCGAGGUGCCGAAUUUGUUAAGGAAGGCGCCGUCAGCACACCAGGCAAGAGCAUUGAGUGGGAGCUAUCAUACACACAGACAGUAGUGAUCCAGGUCUAUCGAAAUGGCAGCGAAACAGCAAAUCUCGAACUCGUCGAUGCCGCGCCCACGCCUGCGAUCGGAUCGCCUCUCCGCCCAGCAGCCCCGAUACCUGCGCGCGAAUUCUCCUCCCCUGCUUUCUUCAAGCGGGCGCGCUUAUCCGACGGUCCCUCCUUCCCAGCACCCUACGAUCCCUUGGCCGACGAGACGGAAGACGGCCAUGACCGAAAGCGACAUCGGAAGUCAUACGGGGACUGGAAGGCGUGGACAUACAGCGCGAGGACACCAUCGCCGGAGAAAGAGGAUGUGAACAUGGAAGAAGAACUCGAGUCUGUUGAAGCGUCGCCUAGUCGUGCAGGGCAGCUUCCGCGCACCCCCGUUUCGCCUCAACGACCAGCCGGGUCCUUGCAUGUUCAGGAAGACGAAGAGACGGAGCCGAAUACUCCAACAGAGGAAGAUGCAGAGGUCGUUGGCGAGUCUUCUACGGGGCCACCAAAGGACGCCGAUUCCCACGAUCUCCACACUGGGCCCGACGAACACCCAUCAUCAGAUGCACAAUAUGCUUUUGGAGGCGAUACCGAGAUUGACACUGAAGUUAAUACCGAGGAAGAAGGCAACACGCGCGAUGAGCUUAAUGCUACCAGCACUAGCACCACCGAGGCGGAUGUCGAAGAACAAGAAGACAGACCACUUGAGCGCGUCCAAGAACCAGUGGUUGACAUAGAGGCAGUCACAGGAAAGGAUAAGAUGACUUUGACUCAUGAAACAAGCUCCUCAGAAGUCGUAAAAUCACAUGUGGAAACCGAACCUGUGCCCGCCGCUGGGGCUGACAACCACGCCAACAACGAGCUUACGAUUGCUAUGCCUCCUCCCGCCUUCCCAUCGGUCGCUGCAGGCUUGUUAACGCCCAUCGGUCGAGAGCCUGAAAGUCCAACACUUGCGCCACAAGACGCCUCCAAUCUUCCAUUGCCGUCACCGUUUCCAGGAGAGCAUGAUGCUGAUGCUGCGUCUUACUUUGGCGUUGCUACUACUAUCGAACAGUCGGUCGAAGCCGAUACUACGGGAGACAAGGAAGAAGAUCCACCAAGUGAAGCGAGCUACAUCGGCGAGACGUCCUUCUUCAGCUCAAUAGGCUCAUCGAGAGCUUCGGUGUUCCACCCGAACCACGAGUCGGCCUACACACCUGUACGAUUCACAUUCGGCAUGGACGGUGCUGGCUAUUCUCGCCCCAUGGAGCUAUCGUCGCCUCCGCCAGAAGCUCAACCAAUCGAGGAGAAAGCUGAGAACAUCGACGUUUCAACAUCGCCCGCCCCUCGCGAACACGAGGAUGGCGAUUUGGAAGCAGAAGAUAUAUCUCAGUCAUGCCUGAGCACUCCACAGAGCGAUGAUACAGAUGAGGCCGUUGAAGAUUUGACUACUGCAAAUCCAGAAAUGGUUGAAGACGAAACGGCCGAGCCAGAAGUCGUAGAACUCUCCUCGGAGGACGAAGAAGAAGCCUUGAGUGAGAUCGAGCCGGAUUUUAUGGCAGUCGAAUCUAUGAUGCAGCCCAACACUGCUCAGCAGCCUGAAGAAAACUCCAAUGUCUCGGAUGACAUGCAAUCUGUGACCGGAAGCCUAGAGGACACCCGUGGCCAAGCACUGGAUACAGGCACACAACAUGCCACAGCUACGUCAGCUAUCGUCGACUUAGGCUCCCCUUCAGACGAUAACAGCGAGAUUGACAGCAGGCAUGAAGAGCAGCAGCCUAGCUCUAGCCGAAGACAAUCUCCUUCUCAGGACCAGCCCUCUGCCAUGGAUCUUGGCAAUCAUAGUGAGUUUGUAAACCUGGAUUUUGCGACCGCGGACGCACCUGCUCUUGAUACAUCAGAGGAGCGAACAAUUACUCACACCAAAUCUCAGGAACCGGAGCCUGACGUUGUACCACACCCCACGGAGGAACCGUUUUUACCUGUCGGUGAUCUGCCAGAAUCGAGCUUUGAGGCUACUGACGAUUACUUGCAAGACGCAUUUCCGAUGGAACACGCAUCAUUCGGGCAGGAACAUGAGCAGAUAGCUGCCUUUGAAGAUGACCGUCAAUCGGAUGUCCACAUGGAAACAAUAGAAGAGGCCGCCGUAUUCCAGGCAGACGAAUUGAAUGACCAAUUAGCGCCUGUCGAUACCGCCCAGACAGCUAAUGAGCCUGUGAGCCAGCAUUCUGACAUCGGACCUGAGGAUGCCCACAAGAUCGAAAGCAUGGGUGUUGUGCUUGAGCCGCCUGCAAAAAAUACCAGGUCAAAAGCAAAGGCAUCAGCGCCCCUGGAGAAAGAAGAUGCUGCUGUCCCUGAAGCCAACAAACGAUCCAAAAGAUUUAGAGGCUCGCGUAGACAUGCUUCGCAAAGAAGUGUAGACUCUAUACCCGAUAUUGAAGUAUCCCAAACGCAGGAGUAUGACCGAAUUGUUUCCAGCUUCCAGCCGUCGCAGGAGCUGGGUGCCUCACAAGGCAGAUAUUCCGAUGCCGCUUUCAUCAAAGACUCUGAAGAAGAGAGCGCACGCUCUGAGUGUUCGAUAUCUACUGUGCAUCCCUCAGAUAUGGAGUAUAUGCAUCACAGCGACCCUGUCGACCGUGCCAAUGCUUUUGAUGAUGAGAAUGAUGAAGGCUUGAAACCGCCGCCAGCAACUGCGCCAGAGUUAGGGCCUUCAAAGCAGAAGGUCAGAGGGAAGAAGAACGCGCAGCAAAGCGUGGAGAUGAGGAGUAGUAGUCCUGCUCAACCCGAAUCUCCGUACGUUACACAGCCAUUGGUCAGCAGUCCAGGUACGCAACGACAUGUAGCGCGAUCAAAGGACACGAUAACUCCCAGCCCACGUAACGUACGAAGAACGAGGAGAAAAGUAUACGAUCUUCCAGGUGGAGGUAGCCAAGACGUCGGUGAUAUUGACGCGCUCAUGCGCAGCUCACCACCCGUUUCACCUGGGAUCGACCAACGGACGAGACAACAGAGCAAAAGGCCCAUCACCCCUGUUGCAAGCCAGCAGAUUGCCAUGGAGUCGCAGCCCAGCAUCAACGCCCAACAUGAACAAAACACCCUUUUGACGCCUCAGCUCACGCAAACAACAUCUGCAGGUCUGCGCUCCGUCCAAGCCGAGGCCGAGGUCGACAUGGAAGUCUUGACCGCAUCACCAGAGCCCAAAACAACACCGCGCCGCAAACAAAGAUCGGUCGACGCAGCAACUAUCCCCGCAUCUCCAGCAUUGAUUGACCCAUCGUCCGACGACGCCAACACUGAGACGCCUGAGCCACCCUCUGUCGGCCUUUCCACUCCGCUAGCUUACUAUACUCCUCUAAAGGACCUCGUCUACUUCCUCAACCGCUCCUCCGAUUUCCACUCGGCUACCAAACCCGACAUACUUGCCUUGGUCACCUCUCCUACUACGCCAAGUGAAAAGGCCAAGAAGGGUCCAAAACACUGGUUUACUAGUCUGCAGAUAACGGAUGCUAGCUCCUGGCCCGAGACGACAACAGUACAAAUCUUCCGCGCUUAUCAAAAUGCACUUCCAGAGGCGCAGGUUGGCGAUGUGGUCUUACUCCGCGCAUUCGCUGUGAAGUCGUUGAACCGGCAUCCUAUGUUGAUAAGCGCAGACGAGAGUGCGUGGUGUGUAUGGCACUGGGGCAAACCUGUCUGGGGAGCGAAGAGAGGUGCGUUUGGUGAAUUGAGGGCAAGAGAGGAGAUCAAAGGACCGGCUGUUGAGAAGGGUGCAGGGGAAUGGCGCGAAGUGGAGAAGUUGAGGGGUUGGUAUACCACGAAGAUAGGUACUGAGCUGGCAGAGAAAGAGGAGGCGAGGGUUCGAACGAGGAGUAAAGACAAGGGAAAAGAGCCCGCAGGUGAAGAUGCAUGA